CUUGAGGGACACAGUCGGAGGAAAUAUUCCCAAGCGUUUCCAAUAGACGAACUCAACAUGAAGGUCUCCAGUGUGGCAGUCCCUGUCCUUAGCAUUCUGCCCGAGGCCAGCCUCGGGCUUGGUUCUACGCAAGUUUGUUGCGCCGCUCUGCAAGCGACCUCCCUGCGUAACCAAGUCCUUUAUCCUAGCAGCACGGCAUACAAUGAGUCCGUGUCGUCUUACUUUGCGGUCAAUGUUCAGCUCGAUCCUACGUGUAUUGUCCAGCCGCACACAACGGAGGAUGUCUCGCUCAUUGUCUCGACUCUGACCCAAACCGGCGAAACACAAUGCCCAUUUGCUGUGCGCAGUGGUGGCCAUACCACCUGGCCUGGUGCAGCAGAUAUCGGGCAGGGCGUUACCAUUGAUCUGUCCAUGAUGAACAGCACCACAUACCACAAGGAUAAAGGCGUUGCAUCUAUCCAGCCGGGGUCGCGCUGGCAGGCGGUCUACAAGGCUCUUGAUCCUUAUGGAGUCACUGUGCCUGGCGGACGCGGUGGACCAGUUGGCGUGGGUGGGUUCCUGAUUGGAGGUGGAAACACCUUCUACACCGCACGUGUAGGCUUCGCUUGUGACAACGUCGAGAACUUUGAAGUCGUUCGCGCUAGCGGAUCGAUCGUCAAUGUCAACCGGACUAGCCAUCCUGAUCUGUACAAGGCGUUGAAGGGUGGAUCGAUCAACUUUGGAGUCGUCACAAAGUAUGACCUCAAGACGUUGCCUCAUGAUAUGCUUUGGGGUGGACUGGUCGUCUAUGAUAAUUCGACCACCGAACGACAGCUCUCAGCCGCAGUAAACUUUACCAACAACAUCCACAAUGACCCCUACGCAUCCUGGAUCGGGAUGUGGGAGUACAGCUCAACGACGGGGCAGAACAUCAUUGCGGAUGCCCUGGAAUAUACCAAACCUGUUGCCUUUGCCCCUGCAUUCCAUGAAUUUACGAGUAUUCCAAACACCACUGACACGAUGCGGUUUGCUACUAUUUACAACCUGACGCAGGAGCUGGUUCAGGCGGCGGGAUACCGCUCACAACUCAGGGAUAUCUUCACAACCGGUACCUACAAGAACGACAUCAAAGUCCUUCGCAAGGCGAUCGACCUUCACAACAACAACAUCGAAAAGGCCAAGGCCCAUGUCAAGAGUGACUACUGGGCGAUGGAUGUUAUCAUUCAGCCUUGGCCUAAGCUUUUCGCUCAGCACAGCGUGGAGAAGGGUGGCAAUGUUCUGGGCUUGGAGCGAUUUGAUGAGAACCUGAUCCAAAUACUAUUCGACUACGCUUGGGACGAUGCAAGGGACGACGAUCUUUUCAUCGGUCUUGGCCAGUCGAUCCUGGAGGAGGUUGACGAGUACGCCAAGUCCAUUGGGGCGCACAAUGAGUACAUCUACCUCAAUUACGCCGACAAGUCGCAAAACCCUCUCAAGGGUUAUGGCGAGGAGAAUGUCGAAUUCAUCUCCCGCGUGGCCAAGAAGUAUGAUCCAGACGGAGUGUUCCAGGUACAGGUUCCCGGUGGCUUCAAGAUCAGCCAGGUUUAA
This is a messenger RNA of Aspergillus neoniger CBS 115656, 1566 nucleotides long. RefSeq names its product FAD-binding oxidoreductase. The transcript is spliced from 4 exons. NCBI's taxonomy places the organism in Eukaryota, Fungi, Ascomycota, Eurotiomycetes, Eurotiales, Aspergillaceae. The record is from RefSeq and is a predicted model, not a curated record. Gene Ontology annotation, molecular function: FAD binding. Bases 58 to 1566 code for a protein of 502 amino acids.